Messenger RNA from Phaeodactylum tricornutum CCAP 1055/1, 1056 nucleotides. RefSeq lists its product with no specific name. The transcript has a single exon. Gene Ontology annotation, cellular component: Golgi membrane. NCBI's taxonomy places the organism in Eukaryota, Bacillariophyta, Bacillariophyceae, Surirellales, Neidiaceae. Gene Ontology annotation, molecular function: pyrimidine nucleotide-sugar transmembrane transporter activity. Gene Ontology annotation, biological process: pyrimidine nucleotide-sugar transmembrane transport. Bases 1 to 1014 code for a protein of 337 amino acids. The record is from RefSeq and is a predicted model, not a curated record.
AUGGCGUCGUUUAAGCUGAUGUUAUUGGUCAUGAUGGUGUUACAGAACUCAUCGACCGUCUUGGUUGGUCGUUACACACGAUCUGCCGUCGCAAAAGAGGAUCUCUACAGUGUUAGUCACCUAAUCAUCUUGACGGAAUGCAGCAAAUUUCUCCUUUCGUGCGGGCUGGAAUUCUACACCACUGGCGGGCAGCUCUAUGAGUCGCUCCAGCAGCACGUAUUUAAGCGACCUACGGAUGCACUGAAGAUCCUUGUGCCGGCCUUAUUGUAUCUGGUGCAGAACACCCUUUUGUAUGUCGCCCUAUCUAAUCUGACGGCACCCAUUUUUCAGGUCACCUACCAAGCGAAACUAGUCACAACGGCUCUCGUCAGUGUUCUUUUGUUACAGAGGUCUUACAGCCUUCAACAGUGGGUCUGUCUUUGUCUUCUUAGUUUUGGCGUUGCAACCGUUGUCUUGGGAGAAAAGUCCGGAGCACAGGAUGCUAAGGCCGACCUGCAGCAAAAUCUGUUCGUCGGACUUAUAGCUGUAACGGUUGCCUGUAUGUCAAGUGCGCUUGCUGGGGUCUAUUUCGAAAUGGUUCUAAAAAAACCCAGUACAGGCGAGGAUGCUCAACAGCCCGCUUCAUUGUGGAUGCGCAACAUGCAGCUCGCCUUUUUCUCUAUUGUUAUUGCCGUCCUCCAGUCUUCGACUGAGACCCCCAAGGAAGAGUUCAUCGGAAAGCCUUAUCUACACGGCUUUACUCCAUGGGUGUGGACAUUGGUGGUCUUGCAGGCCGGAGGUGGACUGUUGGUCGCAGCCGUCAUCAAAUAUGCCGACAACGUUCUCAAGGGGUUGGCGACGGGUGUAAGUGUUGUAUUUUCCACCUUCCUGUCGAUUAUAUGCUUCGGUACUCCCUUGUCGAACCACUUUGUCGCCGGUGCGGCAAUGAUCUUGAUCAGUGUGUACUUUUUCAGCAAUCCAUUGCCGAUGAAAUCCAAGAAAGAAACUGAGAUGAAAAGUCUGAUUCCUAAAUAGGUAUCGAGGACCUAAAAGCUAGUUUUUUGCGAUAGCUUGUGA